Mustela erminea (ermine) is the source of this 802-nucleotide messenger RNA. Its product is annotated as keratin-associated protein 6-3-like. Lineage: Eukaryota; Metazoa; Chordata; Mammalia; Carnivora; Mustelidae. The record is from RefSeq and is a predicted model, not a curated record. The transcript is spliced from 2 exons. Bases 1 to 555 code for a protein of 184 amino acids.
AUGUGUUACAACUACAACAGAAACUCAUGUGUAGCUGUUGCAAUGGCUGUGGCUAUGACUGUGGCUAUGGUUCUAGAUAUGGCUAUGGAUAUGGCUCUGAAUACAGUUCUGGAUAUCACGGUCUUUGUGGUUAUGGUCUGGCUAUGGUCUGGCUGUGGUUAUAGGUCUGGCUAUGGCUGGCUGCUGUGGCUGUCAGCCAUUUUUCUUAACACCUCUCUCUUUCUCUACCCAAGCACAACCUCAACAACCAACACCAUGUGUGGCAGCUACUAUGGAGGCUGUGGCUACGGACGCUGUGGCUAUGGAGGCUGUGGCUACGGACGCUGUGGCUAUGGAGGCUGUGGCUACGGAGGCUGUGGCUAUGGAGGCUGUGGCUAUGGAGGCUAUGGCUAUGGAAGCCUGGGUUGUGGCUAUGGCUCCAGCUAUGGCUGUGGCUUCCGCACCCUGGGCUGUGGCUCUGGCUGUGGCUCUGGCUGUGGCUACGGAUAUCACUCCAACUCUCUCUGUGGCUAUGGAUGUGGCUCUGGCUACGGCUCUGGCUUUGGAUGCUACUAAUUGAGGUCACCAUGGGAGACUCUCACCCUCCACACCUGGACAUGGGAUUCACCAGUUCUGAGACCCACAGCUUCUGAGCCUUUUCCCUUGGGUGAUAAUAUCCUCCACGAUGAAAGUCUAGCAUGGUCUGUUGUUGCCUACAACCUAACCUACAGAUACCCUGACUUUAUGCAGGAAGUGGGAUAUGGUGAAAUUCACCUGUGACCCCCACAGUUCUGCUUUUGUCGGGAUGAUGGUGUCAGAGCAA